Saxophila tyrrhenica is the source of this 588-nucleotide messenger RNA. RefSeq lists its product as uncharacterized. The record is from RefSeq and is a predicted model, not a curated record. The coding region runs from base 1 to 588 and encodes 195 amino acids. The transcript is spliced from 2 exons. Lineage: Eukaryota; Fungi; Ascomycota; Dothideomycetes; Mycosphaerellales; Extremaceae.
AUGGCACCAAUGAAACCCAUCCACCCCGCCGCCGUCCACUUCCCCAUCGCCUUCCUCGCCCUGGCCUUCGGCCUCGACAUCCUGCACACCCUCUCCGGCUCCCUCCCCUCCACCAUCACCAAAUCCCUGCCCCCACCCACCGACCUCACCCGCGCCAGCUACCACCUCCUCUCCCUCGGCCUCAUCACCGCCGUGCCCGCCCUUGUGACCGGCGUCCGCGAGGCCGUCGUCCUCAUCGCCAAGCAGGGCAUGUACGAGACCGACGCCUCGGGCUACGGCGUCACGAUGCGGACGAAAGUGAAAGCGCUCAUUGCGCACGCAGUGGCGAAUGAUUUGGUGAUGGGGCUGAGUUUGUUGGUCUGGUAUAAGAAGAGGGCGAAUGCGAGCGAGACUAUGUUGGGGAAGAUGGGAGUGGGGAGUCUGGGGACAGGGGAGGCGACGUACCAGCCGGCGACGUGGAUGGUGGUUUUGGAGGGGUUGUUGUUUGCGGGGCUGAUGAUGGCGGCGAAUAUUGGAGGGAGUCUGACUUAUAUUUUUGGGAUCGGGUUUGCGGCGGGUGGUGGAGGGGCGAGCAAGAAGAAGGCGUAG